Molecule: messenger RNA, 1454 nt
Organism: Coregonus clupeaformis (lake whitefish)
Lineage: Eukaryota; Metazoa; Chordata; Actinopteri; Salmoniformes; Salmonidae
Gene: churc1
Product: churchill domain containing 1
Exons: 4
Coding region: 168-506 (112 amino acids)
Biological process (GO): fibroblast growth factor receptor signaling pathway; positive regulation of DNA-templated transcription; multicellular organism development
Molecular function (GO): zinc ion binding
Source: RefSeq, a predicted model, not a curated record
GUUUAGGAUAGCCUGUCAUUGCGGAAGUAGCUUCAAUGAAGAAAACGUUUUUUGUUGAGAAUUGAAAGAUAAUAAUUUACUAUCGUGAGAAAACGAAUCACGGUAUAUAGUUAGAGAUACUAACCGUUUUUACUGUGUCUAUUGCUGGCUUUUUGAAGAGUAGCAAAAUGUGUAAUGGUUGUGUGCUGAAAGAGUACCCUGACAGGGGGAACACCUGUUUGGAGAAUGGCUCCUACUUGAUGAACUACCUGGGCUGUGCCAACUGUCACCAGAGAGACUUUGUGUUGAUCAGCAACAAGGCCACAGAGGAUGAGGAUGGAGAGGAGAUAGUCACCUAUGAUCAUGUGUGUAAAACCUGUGACCACGUCGUAGCCAGGCAUGAGUAUACCUUCUCUGUAGUGGACGAUUAUCAGGAGUACACAAUGUUGUGCAUGCUGUGUGGGAAGGCAGAAGACUCCAUCAGUGUGCUGCCAGAUGAUCCCAGGCAAACCGCCCCUCUCUUCUAGAAAUCAAGAGUACAAUAACAGACUGAGAUGACCAGAUGUAAACAAUCAAGAACUGCUAGCUCAACAUGGACCAGAAGUCCCAUGAAAGAGAUAGACUAUUAGCAUUCUAGAAAAUAGAGCAGGUAUUCUAGAACACAUACCACAUCUCAAACCCAGGGCCAUAUAGCCAUGCAUCUCUAUAUGGCUCUGCCCAGACAUAACAUUUCACUUAUAGAACACAGAACUUGUCUAAGAUGGCAAGUCCUAAAUUCAGCAAAUUGAAGAAAUAAUACCAGUCUUCUUUAACAUAGACUUAUCAUCAGCAGUAAGGGUAAGCAAAGACCACAUAGUAUAGAACAUGCUACUCAUCAUUGACCACAGAGGUAUAUACCGUCCAAUUUAGCUAGAAUUGGAUUGUAGGGUCUAGUUCACUCAGUAACAACCCCAAGCCCCUACCCCAUAAGCACUAUCAGAUUCAUCUUGGCCUAUCAGAGCGCAAGAAGGAGCUACUACCAUAUCACAUAUACCUACGGAUCUACAUGAAGUUUAUUGAAGGUUUUGGGGCUAAGUGUUGUUUCUGAACAGGGCCUAGGUUGGAGGCUAGGGGUUGUUUCUGGACAGGGCCUAGAUUAGGGACUAGUGGUUGUUUCUGUAUAGGGCCUAGGUUGGGGGCUAGGGGUUCUUUCUGGCUAGUGCAUAGGUUUCCAGACAAAUACAUGUUUUAGGGCUUGGAACCCUAGUUAGAUCUAGACAGACUGCUGUUAAGGAGAAAUAACAGUUACAGAUCACAUGAGUGUUUAAAUAGCUUUCACAGUAUUGUUUUUUAAAUAUAAAUAUUAAGUGAAACAAAUGUUUGUAUGUGGGGGGGUGUAAUGGAUCUGCACACACUUUGUACGCAUUUGUUGGUUAAAACGUAAAAUAAAACAUUUGUUGGUUGAAUCGUAACAUAAUAAAGAUAACGUGUAGGUA